Molecule: messenger RNA, 2001 nt
Organism: Sparassis crispa
Lineage: Eukaryota; Fungi; Basidiomycota; Agaricomycetes; Polyporales; Sparassidaceae
Product: Putative oligopeptide transporter
Exons: 13
Coding region: 1-2001 (666 amino acids)
Cellular component (GO): fungal-type vacuole membrane
Molecular function (GO): oligopeptide transmembrane transporter activity; 2 iron, 2 sulfur cluster binding
Source: RefSeq, a predicted model, not a curated record
AUGGUCGACGUUGGGAACUAUCUGCGGUGCUUCCGGAGGCGUGUCCGCAAUGGUGCGGACAAGCUAGAUGGUGGUCAAUUAGAAUUUACCCUCAGAGCGGUUUUCUUUGGACUACUCAUUGGAUGUCUGUUAUGCUUCACGAAUUUGUACUUCGGGUUGCAGACGGGAUGGAUCAGCAUGAUGUCUCUUCAGUCAGCCCUUAUUGGAUUUCUCGUCUCGCGAUUCUUUUCCAAACCCAUGAGCGCACAAGAGAACGUCGUUCUGCAAACUAUUGCAGUAGCAACCGGAACAAUGCCUCUCGCCGCUGGUUUCGUGGGCAUAUUGCCUGCCCUCGGUCUACUGGAUGAAGAGAGAGAUGGCGUGCCUCCCUUGCGUCUCUCAUGGAUAGGUACAGUGGGCUGGUCGUGUGCCGUCGCCUUCUUCGGAGUAUUUCUCUCGCCUCCAAUACGCAAACAAGUGAUUAUAGAGGAACAGCUCGCUUUCCCGUCAGGGACAGCCACUGCGCAACUGAUCUCAGUGUUACACCAAAUACCCCCUCCAGAAGGGACUAUCCGACAACGAAGAGGCUAUCAAGAGCUUGAUACUGACGAUAUAGAAGGCCCUCCAUCACCGGAGUCUGAUGUUACGGAAAGCUUUGAGUCGGAGGCUGUCGAGCAGGAAGGCUGGGGAGCGCUGUUGUGGAGCUUUGUCGCGUCUGGCGUAAUGACGCUUACAGCUUAUUUCUUCCCUGUCGUGUUUGCCAUACCACUCUUCGGGAACCACUUGGCGAACGAAUGGCUGUGGACAUUCACGCCCAGUCUAUCAUACAUUGGCCAAGGCAUUAUUAUGGGAUUCCCAACGACGCUCAGUAUGAACCUCGGCAUGCUCGUUGGAUGGGGUAUCCUGUCUCCGCUCGCAAAACAUGCAGGUUGGGCGCCGGGACCAGUAGGCGACAUGACCAUCGGUGCGCGGGGUUGGAUCCUCUGGGUUUCCCUUGCCAUCAUGUGUGCGGACAGUCUCGUCUCGCUGAUGCCUGUCAUUGGCGAGAUUUUUUACACAAAGGUUUGGCUCCCCAAAACAAAAUCGGGCAGUAGUGUAAGCGCCGUCGAUGACAAGGAGGCGGAGCCACCUGAGAGGCUCGUGCCUACUAGCUGGGUCCUGUGGGGUCUAAGUGGCAGUGUGGUCUUCGGCACUGGUCUUGUGUGGUUAGUAUUUGGCCACGAAGGUAUUAAGCCGUGGGCUACUGUCGUCGGAUACUUGAUGGGCGCGCUUCUCAGUGUUCUCGGAGUCCGAGCACUUGGAGAAACUGAUCUGAAUCCUGUCAGUGGGCUGGGUAAGAUCAGCCAGCUCUUCUUCGCGUGGAUCCAGCCGGGCAAUAUCGUUGCCAAUAUUAUUGCCGGUGGUGUUGCUGAAGCUGGUGCACAACAAGCGGGAGACUUGAUGCAGGACCUGAAGACCGGCCAUUUAAUUCACGCCUCGCCCCGCGCUCAAUUCUUUGGCCAGCUUAUUGGUUCAUGUCUGUCCAUUAUAGUCACGGCGACAGCGUACACUCUGUACAACCGCGCUUACCAAAUUCCUGGACCCUCGUUCCCUGCACCAACCGCAUAUGUGUGGUUAGGUCUUGCUCGCUUGCUCCGUGACGGCCAGUUGCCCGAGAAGAGCAGUGAUUUCAUGGUUGCUUUUGCUAUCUUUUUCGCGCUGGUGUCAGCAGCCAAGGCAUACGUAGGGCGACGAGGCGCAUGGUACACAAAGUGGAUACCCUCCGGCGUGGCCUUCGCGAUCGGCUUCCUAAACACGCCGGCUUUCUCGCUCGCGCGAUUAAUUGGCGGGAUCAUCGAGCACGUCUACUACACCCGCGUCGGGCGCGACACUGGUGGCAUUCGGCUCAUCAUCAUCGCCAGCGGCUUCGUACUCGGCGAGGGUGUGGUGAGUGUGGUGUCCCUGAUUCUGCGAACAUGGGGAAUCGGCGUGGCGGGCUGUUGGGGAUGUGGACACGGGAUGUGUGGAGGAUGUCCUGCGUGA